UUCCACCCUCUCACAGCCUUCCGCCCUCGUCUGUCCCCAACCCUGAGUGAGCUGGAGUUCCCCUGUGGAUUCCUUCUGGCAGCACCCCUCUCCGUUGCACUGCGUCCGCUGCGUCGGCCUGCGACCUGCUCCGCACAGUUGAAGCCAUGACUCCAACCCCCUCGCAGAAUCGGCUCCUGGGCCGCCGGGUGUUCGUGGUGGGGGUUGGGAUGACCAAGUUCACGAAGCCUGAAACUGAGAAUUCAAGAGACUACCCUGACUUGGCAAAAGAGGCAGGGCAGAAGGCUUUGGCUGAUGCACAGAUUCCUUAUUCAGCAGUGGAACAGGCCUGUGUUGGCUAUGUUUAUGGUGACUCUACCUGUGGGCAGAGGGCUAUUUAUCACAGUUUGGGACUGACUGGAAUUCCUAUAAUCAAUGUUAAUAACAACUGUUCUACUGGUUCUACUGCAUUGUUUAUGGCCCGGCAGCUGAUUCAAGGUGGUAUGGCGAAUUGUGUCUUGGCUCUUGGGUUUGAGAAGAUGGAGAAGGGAUCCAUUACAUCAAAAUUUACAAAGAAGACUAAUCCAAUUGAUAAACAUGUUGAGGUCCUGAUAAAUAAGUAUGAAUUGUCUCCCCUACCAGUUACUCCUCAAAUGUUUGGGUUUGCUGGAAAAGAGCACAUGGAAAAAUACGGAACAAAAGCUGAACAUUUUGCAAAAAUUGGAUGGAAAAAUCAUAAACACUCGAUUAAUAACCCGUAUUCCCAGUUCCAAAAGGAAUACAGUUUAGAUGAAGUGAGAACUUCUCGAAAAGUUUUUGAUUUUCUUACUGUCUUACAAUGUUGUCCCACUUCAGAUGGUGCCGCAGCAGCAAUUUUGGCUAGUGAAGCAUUUGUAGAGAAGUAUGGCCUUCAAUCUAAAGCUGUGGAAAUUCUGGCACAGGAGAUGGUGACUGAUUUACCAAGUUCAUUUGAAGAAAACAGCAUUAUUAAAAUGGUUGGCUUUGAUAUGAGUAAAGAAGCUGCCAGAAAGUGCUAUGAGAAAUCUGGCCUGAGACCAAGUGAUAUUGAUGUAAUAGAACUUCAUGAUUGCUUUUCUUCCAAUGAACUCAUUACUUAUGAAGCACUGGGACUCUGUCCAGAAGGACAAGGUGGAAAACUGGUUGAUAGAGGAGAUAAUACUUAUGGAGGAAAGUGGGUCAUAAAUCCCAGUGGUGGACUGAUUUCAAAGGGACACCCACUAGGAGCUACAGGUCUGGCUCAAUGCGCUGAGCUCUGCUGGCAGCUGCGAGGGGAAGCCGGGAAAAGACAAGUUCCUGGUGCAAAGGUUGCUCUGCAGCAUAAUUUAGGCAUUGGAGGAGCUGUAGUUGUCACAAUUUACAAGAUGGGUUUUCCCAAGGCUGCCAAAACUCAUAAAAUUGAGGCUGCUCCAGCCAGCUCUGCAGUUGAAGGAUUUAAGGCAAAUCUCAUCUUUAAGGAAAUUCAGAAGAAGCUCGAAGAGGAAGGCGAAGAGUUUGUAAAGAAAAUCGGUGGUAUUUUUGCCUUCAAGGUGAAGGAUGGCCCUGGGGGUCAAGAAGCCACCUGGGUGGUGGAUGUGAAGAAUGGCAAAGGAUCAGUGCUUCCUAACUCAGAUAAGAAGGCUGACUGCACAAUCACAAUGGCUGACUCGGACUUGAUGGCUUUAAUGACUGGUAAAAUGAAUCCUCAGUCGGCCUUCUUUCAAGGCAAACUGAAAGUCACUGGCAACAUGGGUCUGGCUAUGAAGUUACAAAGCCUUCAACUCCAACCGGGCAAAGCUAAACUGUGAAGAACUUCCUGUGCCUACUUUUGAGAAUCAAGAUGAGACUUACAGAUAUAUAUAUCCAUAUAUUUCACUGUCAGAACUUAGACUGAAACCAUACAUUGGCAAAUAGCAUGAGAUUUGUUUUUGAAUGGGUGUGACCAAUCCUGUUUUUCCUAAGCUCUGGGUGAAUAGAGCCAGAUGGUAUACUACUGCUUUGCUGAAGUGCAUACAACUGUGUGUUACAAAGUUAAUAUGAUAAUUAUGGUUUAGGGUAAAAUCGAAUUUCAGAAUAAAAUUAGGGACAGCAAAAUCCAAAAACUAUGUAAACAAAAGCUCUCAUUUUGCUUAUAAAGUAUAUUUAAGGAUUAUUCUGCUGAAGAUUCAAUUUAAGUUUUCCUUGGGAGAACUAGAGAAGAAACAAGGUACUAGAAGCUGGCCAGAAAUUAGUGUUGUGCACUUAAUGACCUUAAUCGAUUUUCCAAUAAUGGUUCUUAAAAUUCUGUACUGGGAUUUAAAAUUUUUAAAUUUUGCAUUUUGUGCCAUCAGAAUGAUAUUUUCUUCCCAAAUUUAAAUAAAAACACGAUCAGAGCUUGGGGAAAAACAUUUAUAGCUGAACACAGCCUAUUUUUAAAAUAAAAAUAUUUUCAAAUUAAUUUCCUUCUUGAAAAAAAUCAAUGUUAAAUCAUUUAACAGUAAAAUUUGCUUUGAGAUGCACAGUAAUUAAAAUUAUAACCUCAUAUUAAUUUAAGGCUAUAAAGCUCUCAGUCCUUUGUUACAAUUUUCCUUUUCAUAUGUUUAAUUAUCCACAUUUAUCUUUCUUCCUACUUUUUCUAAUGCUAAUGUUAUUUCUUAUAACUCAGUAAGAUAUGGGGUAAAAUAAUGCU
Molossus molossus (Pallas's mastiff bat) is the source of this 2644-nucleotide messenger RNA. RefSeq names its product sterol carrier protein 2 (gene SCP2). Bases 147 to 1784 code for a protein of 545 amino acids. Gene Ontology annotation, molecular function: acyltransferase activity, transferring groups other than amino-acyl groups. The transcript is spliced from 16 exons. Lineage: Eukaryota; Metazoa; Chordata; Mammalia; Chiroptera; Molossidae. The record is from RefSeq and is a predicted model, not a curated record.